CCGGUGGGCGCCGGGCUGGACGCGGAGCAGCGCACUGUGUUCGCCUUCGUGCUCUGCCUGCUCGUGGUGCUGGUGCUGCUGAUGGUGCGCUGCGUGCGCAUCCUGCUGGACCCCUACAGCCGCAUGCCCGCCUCGUCCUGGACCGACCACAAGGAGGCGCUCGAGCGCGGGCAGUUCGACUACGCGCUGGUGUGAGGGGCGAAGUGGGAGCGGGCCCAUCCCAACUCCCUCGACCGCACCCUUCCCUACCCCAGCCCGGCCGGAGCCCCACCUCGUGCCUUUGUCCGUCCCAUCCCUUCCUCUGCGCACUGGCACUCGACCCCGACUCUGCAUCGGGCGGGAGGGGGACCCCGGCACUGACUUCCACCUUCCCCCGCUUGUGAGUGGCUCUGCUAUUGUUCGUGCCGGGUAUGAGUGUCGCGCAUCCUUUCUUUGGGAGUGGGGACCCCCCCUCCCGUCCCCAUCCCUUUCCUCCUCCCCACUUUCUGGCCACAUCCGGUGUCACCAUAAGUGAGUGUUGAGGUCCCCUCUGCGCCCUGCGGAGCAGGACGCCACAUCCCCAUGAUGCCCUGCACAUCCUGCCCGAGACCCAGACCCCUAAGACCCACCAUGGCUACUGCGCCCCGGGACGCCCGGCGCCUUGGUUCCCCAGGUCCGCACGCCCUUCCCCGAGCGCACCUCUGCUUCCAUGGGCCCCUGCCGCCUCCCCCCGCUCUCCUCUCGCCCCUGCUCCGCCUCUUCACUUCGCCCUGCCUCAGCGAUGAUGAUGGUGGUG
Messenger RNA from Fukomys damarensis (Damara mole-rat), 775 nucleotides. It is a transcript of the gene Ctxn1, whose product is annotated as cortexin 1. The transcript has a single exon. The annotation marks the transcript as partial. Lineage: Eukaryota; Metazoa; Chordata; Mammalia; Rodentia; Bathyergidae. The record is from RefSeq and is a predicted model, not a curated record.